AUGACCCCGGAGUGGAUAUGGCUGCUGGCUUCAGGGCUGCCUGCAGCCCAGACAGAGGUAUGGGAGCUGCUCUUCAACAGUCGGCUUCAUGGUGGCAGCUUCAACACAUUCAUGGGAAAAGCUGCAGAAAAAGGACCGACACUGACUUUGAUCAGGGACAAGAAGGGGCACCUGUUUGGAGGGUAUGCGGCAGAUGCAUGGUCAAAGCAUGGUGUCUUCUAUGGCAGCUCACUGUCCUUCAUUUUUGGGCUGCUGCCCAAAACGGUGAAAUUCACCGCCACUGGAGCGAAUGCAAACAUGCUGUGGUGCGGCCAAGGCUUCACUCAAAUACCCAACGGCUUGGGAUGGGGUGGACAGGUCGGCUAUUAUGGCCUCUCCAUUGACAGCUCCUUUGAGAAGGGCAUGAGUCGGCCUUCAGCAACCUUCAGCAAUUUCUGCCUUGCUGCUGAUGAGGUGUUUGAGGUGGAUACAGUGGAAUGCUGGUUGCUGCAGCAGCCAGAAGAGGAGGAGGUAGCAGCUACUGGCAACUCGAGUGUGCUGGACCGCUUCAAGGAGGACCGGCACCUCAUGGACUUGGCUGGACGGAGCACGCAGGCAAGUGCCGGCGUCCGGGAAGCCCGGCCAGAAGAUGACUUGUAG
Molecule: messenger RNA, 639 nt
Organism: Coccomyxa subellipsoidea C-169
Lineage: Eukaryota; Viridiplantae; Chlorophyta; Trebouxiophyceae; Coccomyxaceae
Product: TLD-domain-containing protein
Exons: 5
Coding region: 1-639 (212 amino acids)
Source: RefSeq, a predicted model, not a curated record